GACCCAUAUUCGAACAUUGAGGUUGGCUAGCGGACAGCGGGGAAGUCGUUCCCUUGAAGGCGAAGCAACUGACAUCAUUUAUCCAUAUCCAUACAGCUCCUUUUCCAAUUUCAUCUUUAUUUGAAAUAAAAAUAAAAAAAUAAAAAAGACCCUUUCUUUACUUCUAUUCUCUAAUUUCUCCAAUUUCUCAAUCAAAAGUUCAAAACCCCUAUUCAUCUUCUCUGUCGUUUCUCCUGUGAGAUGAGAUUUGGGGUGGUAGAGGUGUUUUCAGAUGAUGGAGCUGAGUAAAGGGACCACAUUCCUUCCCCAAUUUCGAGUUUCUUUGCCUUACAUCACUUGCCCCGUCUGCAAACGCUUUAGAGUUUCGGCUUCCUUUGGCGGAGAGACUUUUUCUGUUUCAUUCUCUAGAUGGAAAAAGCUUGAGGCACAUUGCAAUAAUAGUGAAAGUAUUCGGCACUCAGCUAUUUCUAAGAGUGAUAGUUCAAGGCUUCCUGAGCUCUCUUUCAACCGUUUACAACUUACCGACGAGGAAUAUUGUGGAUUGCAAAGACGGAAUUUUGGUAGAUUUGUUGCACGUGAAGCUGUACUGGAUGAAGAAUAUUGGACAGCAGCAUGGCUGCGGGCAGAAGCCCAUUGGGAAUCUUUAUCAUAUAUGCGGCAUGUUGAUAAUUAUAAAAGGAAGUACGCUGAAGAGGAGUUCUAUGCUUUGAAACGACGAUGUGCUGGGCAAGAUGGAAAUUUAUUGAAGUGCUUCUGUUUUGUUGCAGUUAAGGAGGAGAAAAAUAUACGAAGAACCGUCUUAAACAGUGUUGUGGGAACUCUGGACCUAAGCAUUCGACAAUAUAUACGAGGGGAAACAUACCCCGGGGAGAUUAAAAGAUUGUCUUCUGUCUUGGCAAGUCCAGAGCCCUUUGAUGCGCAUAAAUAUGCUUACAUUGCCAAUGUUUGUGUUUCAAAAUUUGCCCGACGCCAGGGAAUUGCACUAAACAUGCUUUCUUUGGCCAAUGAUGUUGCCUCCUCAGCCGGUAUGAAGCAACUAUUUGUUCAUGUAAAUGCAGACAACAAACCUGCUCAAGAACUGUACAAAAGAACUGGCUUUAAGAUUGUAGAAGCUUCUUCAUCUCCUCUAUCAAAAGACCAAAGGCUUCUGAUGUCAAUGGAAUUGUAAGCUGUGAAAUGUAGGUGGACCACCAUUAGAAUGGUGGUUAUAGCAAAGUGAGGCUUGUGGGAGGUUCCAGGUACAAGUCACAGUGGAGACAAAAAUUUAUUUUAUUAAAAAAAAAAGGAAAAAAUAAAAAAAUAAAUGGUGGUUAUAGCAAAAUUGUAAUAUCUUUACCAAAGGGAAAAUAUGCUCCUUUUUCUCCUUUCUUUUGCAUUGGUGUAGGCCAAAUAUCUUAUUGGUUUACGGCUGUAUGCUUGGUUUGGCUUGGUUUAAAGUUGUGAGGGCACAUAAUGAUGAUGAUGUAAAUAAUUUGAUAUAUUGUUAAUAUUUAGUGUUUUUCUGUUGUUAUUUUUUAUUA
Vitis vinifera (wine grape) is the source of this 1520-nucleotide messenger RNA. Its product is annotated as GCN5-related N-acetyltransferase 6, chloroplastic. NCBI's taxonomy places the organism in Eukaryota, Viridiplantae, Streptophyta, Magnoliopsida, Vitales, Vitaceae. The transcript has 9 exons. Gene Ontology annotation, molecular function: acyltransferase activity, transferring groups other than amino-acyl groups. The record is from RefSeq and is a predicted model, not a curated record. Bases 272 to 1168 code for a protein of 298 amino acids.